CUCCAGAAUCUGUCCCCGAUAGCACAAGCAUGAACCUAGACGGUGCCACUGGUGACAUCCCUCGCUCAACCACACCUACGGACGACCCUCCGAUACCGAAGCCUCCCGACUUCUCUCUCAAGUUCUGCACUGUAUGCGCAAGUAAUCAGAAUCGGUACGUGUCUACCUCAACAUCAUAUGGAAACGGAAAUACUGACCCACCACAACAGCUCUAUGGAAGCCCACCACGUCCUGACGAAGCCACCUACAACACUCCCGGUCAUCUCCUUUGGCACCGGUUCUCAAGUCCGUCUCCCCGGGCCCUCAAUCAGCCAGCCCAACGUCUACCACUUCAACGGUCCCACCUACGACUCCAUCUACCGCGAACUCUCAUCCAAAGACACACGCUUGUACACCGCCAAUGGCCUUCUGCCCAUGCUGGCACGCAAUCGGGCCGUCAAGCGCUGCCCAGAGCGCUGGCAAGACUGGCAACCAGGUGUGCCGCGCCUCACACAUACAGCCGACCGAGGCGCCGCAGGCUGCGAGGGCGGAGUCGUCGAUGUGGUCAUUACGUGCGAGGAACGGUGUUGGGAUGCUGUCGUCGAUGAUCUGCUCAACAGGGGCAGUCCGCUGAAUAGGCCUGUUCAUGUGUUUAAUGUUGACAUCAAGGACAACCAUGAAGAGGCGCUGGUGGGCGGACGUGCCAUUCUCGACCUGGCCACGGUGCUCAACAAAGCGGCGGCAGAGGAGAGGGAUAGGUAUGGGAGCGGGGGCUGGGAGGACGGUGCCGGGGACGCGAGAGCAGGUUUUGAUGAGCGCGUGCCAGAUCUAUUAGCUGCGUGGCAGGAACGAUGGCCGAAUUUACCGGCGACGUGGACACUGGCGUGGUUUUAAGGGAAUGUUACUUUUCCGUCUUCGGGUUCUCUCUAUAUAUGCAUAGCGGUGGCGUUGGGGUUUCAUGACACGUCAUGAUAUGUAAGGCAUACGUAGAGCACUCAUGCUGGGCCAGACUGAUGGAAAGUCAAUACGUAUAUACCAACACUUGCUUGUUCGAUGAAUUUGAAUGAAGAGCCGAGAAACGUAACAUAUGCAGAUCUAUCUCGUGUAGAGUCACUCCCGUAGAUGCAUCUGCCUAGAGCUUCAUUCACCAGUUUGACAGAGCAGAUCGCAGAGCGUUGUAAGUAGUUAUUUUCGAUGGACACGAAGUCCUGGCUCGAUGUA
Messenger RNA from Pseudovirgaria hyperparasitica, 1200 nucleotides. RefSeq names its product RNA polymerase II subunit A C-terminal domain phosphatase ssu72. Gene Ontology annotation, molecular function: RNA polymerase II CTD heptapeptide repeat phosphatase activity. Bases 178 to 873 code for a protein of 231 amino acids. The record is from RefSeq and is a predicted model, not a curated record. The transcript has a single exon. Gene Ontology annotation, cellular component: nucleus; mRNA cleavage and polyadenylation specificity factor complex. NCBI's taxonomy places the organism in Eukaryota, Fungi, Ascomycota, Dothideomycetes, Acrospermales, Acrospermaceae. Gene Ontology annotation, biological process: termination of RNA polymerase II transcription.